AUGGGUACUCUCAUAGCCACCCUGGAGACCUUGUUUGUCCAUGCAGGCUCCACCACGUAUGGUCCCGAAACUGGUGUGAUGGUGGGAGUGAACGCAACCAUCUUUCACGAGAACUUUGAUGAAUGGUCCUACUGGAACGACAUCUGCCUGCUCAAGUUGACGCAGCCGCUGACCUUCUCGUCGACCAUACAGCCGGUCUCCCUGCCGGCGCCGGGACAGCAGACAGCCGCCGGCACCAUAGCAACCGUGGUCGGCUGGGGAUCCGUCGAUUAUACCACGGUCGUCGUCAGUGACCUGCAUAAAGUUGACGUCCCCGUGUGGUCAGACGAGGACUGCCAGGCGACCUACGACUACUAUGUCUACUCUGUGAGGGAGAACAAUAUCUGUGCUGGAGAAGAGGGCAAAGGGAAAUGUGGGCUGGAUUCAGGAGAUCCUCUUUUGGUGAACGGGCAGCUGGUAGGAAUCGCCUCCUGGGAUGGUUACGAGUGUGCCACUGCAGACUCACCGGGAGUCUAUACUGAAGUUUCCUACUUCGUCGACUGGAUCAAUCAGAACGCAGUGUGA
Molecule: messenger RNA, 564 nt
Organism: Schistocerca serialis cubense
Lineage: Eukaryota; Metazoa; Arthropoda; Insecta; Orthoptera; Acrididae
Product: trypsin-1-like
Exons: 5
Coding region: 1-564 (187 amino acids)
Biological process (GO): proteolysis
Molecular function (GO): serine-type endopeptidase activity
Source: RefSeq, a predicted model, not a curated record